AUGUCUGGAAAGUGUUAUAUUUCAGAGGCAGUAAACUUAUUAGGCGGUCAUCUAAAGGAAGAGGAGUUGGAAUGGUUCUUAGGGCACCCACAGUUCAAGCAUUUCUUCCAUAUGCCUAAGGAUUCGAAUCAUAAGUUGAUGGGUAUGUGGAUGUUGUUGCUUCGCACAGCGCAUUUGGAGAAGAAAAAUGAAUGCUGGUUCAUUGUUAAUGGGACUCCCAUCCGGUAUUCUCUCAGAGAAAUGGCAAUCAUUUCUGGGUUAUAUUGCCAUCAGUAUCCAAAAUUCAAGGAUGGUUUGGGCAGUUUAAAUUUUGCUCGGAAGCAAUUUAAAGGUGGACAAAUAAUACAAUAUGGAGAUGUCAAAGCGAAGCUACUUUCGAUGAAGAAACCUUCAGAGGAUCGUUUGAAGAUGGCCGUACUGUAUUUUUUAUCUAGCGUCAUCAUAGGGAAGAAAAAGGGUGGAAAGAAUGCACCCUCUGUGGAGCCUUUCUUUCUUAGAGCUGUGGAUGAUCUUGAUUUGUGUAGAACAUUCCCUUGGGGUCGAAUGGCAUUUGAUGAGAACAUGAAAGACAUCUUUCAUUUGAUGGGACACUUUGGUGGAGUUGUGGGUCCACAGUGGGUCUUUCCUAGUUUCAUCAUUCCUUUGGAGCUUCUUGCGUUUGAAGCAAUUCCUGUGCUAAAGAACACCUUCCGAGAAGACGUUUCUGAUUCACAUGCACACCGUAACUGUCCUCGGAUGUGCAAGAUGAAGUUUAAAGCAAGUAAGAAGAAAGGUUUUUCUUUGAAAGAAAUAUAUGACCAACUUGGUACAACUAAGGAGAUUGAUAGUAUGUUAACUCCAACUCCUCGGGAGGCACGCCUUUUAGCCAUGAUCAUAGAUGAGGAUGGUGGCUGGGAUGAUGCGGAUGAUCCAGUUGCUGAUGGUUGGAGCAAACGUUUAAUUGAAAAGGACAAGUCAAUUUGGUUUGAAGAGCUUCACAACCUAGAUGUGGCCGCCCGAUCAUUUGAGGCUAAUCCGGUGAUUGAGAAUGUGGAUCCGGAUGAUGUGGAUCCGAAUGAUGUGGCUAAGGAUGAUGCGAAUUCGGAGAAUGAUAUGGUAGGAGGUAGCUUGAUUCAGCUAAGAGCUAGCUUGAUUCAGCUAGAAGAUCUGGUGAAGAAGGGGUUUAAGGAAAUCAACGAAAAAUUUGAUGACAUGGAUGCUAGGAUCAAAUCGGUGGAAACAUAUGUGAACUGGGAAAGAAAUGGAGAAGGAGUUUUUCCAAGCGAGGAAUUUGGUGCAAAUGAGUGUGACGGAGUUGGUGAAAAUGAGGCUAUAGAGGAUGCCGAGAAGGAGAAGGUACUCGGAAUGUUUAACUAG
Camelina sativa (false flax) is the source of this 1356-nucleotide messenger RNA. The record is from RefSeq and is a predicted model, not a curated record. Lineage: Eukaryota; Viridiplantae; Streptophyta; Magnoliopsida; Brassicales; Brassicaceae.